Messenger RNA from Humulus lupulus (European hop), 2485 nucleotides. Its product is annotated as cellulose synthase-like protein H1. The transcript has 9 exons. NCBI's taxonomy places the organism in Eukaryota, Viridiplantae, Streptophyta, Magnoliopsida, Rosales, Cannabaceae. The coding region runs from base 114 to 2399 and encodes 761 amino acids. Gene Ontology annotation, molecular function: mannan synthase activity; cellulose synthase (UDP-forming) activity. Gene Ontology annotation, biological process: plant-type primary cell wall biogenesis; cellulose biosynthetic process. The record is from RefSeq and is a predicted model, not a curated record. Gene Ontology annotation, cellular component: plasma membrane; trans-Golgi network.
CCUCUACUACUCACAAUACAUUUACUCAACGAGUGGAUACACAGCCCAUAAUUUCUAAACAAAAAAAAGAAAAAAAACAAAAAGAAAACCCAGCUGGUGUGUAUACUAAUCCAAUGAAUAUUGAAAGGACUAGUACUUUUCCUUUAUGUGAAAAAGUUUCAAGUAAGAAUUUUGUGAAGAACUUGUUCCAUAUCAUAUUCUUCUUCCUCCUGCUCUCACUUCCUGUUUAUCGAAUCCUCUCUCACCAAAACCAUGAUACCUUUUGGCACCUGGCCUUACUAUGCGAGCUGUGGUUUGCCUUCUAUUGGGUUCUCAUCAUCAGCAUCAAAUGGAAUCCUGUUCACUACAAAACCUACCCUGAGCGACUCUUAAAAUGGAGGGGUGAGCUUCCUUCGGUGGACAUGUUUGUGACAACGGCGGAUGCAGUGUUAGAACCGGCUAUUCUGACCAUAAACACUGUCCUAUCUUUGUUAGCAGUGGAUUAUCCAACUCACAAGCUAGCUUGCUAUGUGUCCGACGAUGGAUGCUCUCCUAUUAUCCUUUACUCUCUUAUGGAAGCAUCAAAGUUUGCUAAGCUUUGGGUUCCAUUUUGUAAGAAGUACAAUAUUCAAGUUAGAGCUCCUUUUAGAUACUUCUACAACAGUGAUGCUUCCUCGUUCGAUCAUCAUAGUAAUAAGUACUCGAAGGAUUUUCAACAAGAGUGGAUAAAUAUGAAGGAUGAGUAUGAGCAGUUAAGCUGCAAAAUUGAGGCUGCUGUGGAAAAAUCAGUUCCAGAUGAUCUUAUCGUUGAUUUUGAAAACUUUCUGAACACGCAACGAAAUAAUCAUCCAACUAUAAUCAAGGUAAUAUGGGAGAAUAAACAAGUUACUACAGAUGAAUUGCCACAUUUAGUUUAUAUUUCCAGAGAGAAGCGACCAAAGCAUCCACAUCACUACAAGGCCGGUGCCAUGAAUGUUUUGACAAGGAUUUCAGGAAUGAUGACAAAUGCUCCGUUCAUGCUGAAUGUUGAUUGUGACAUGUUUGUGAACGAUCCAAAUGUUGUUUUGAGUGCAAUGUGCUUGCUAUCAGGUCCCAAACCUCGAAACGACAUCGCAUUUGUUCAAUUUCCACAAGUUUUUUAUGAUAGACUUAAGGAUGACCCAUUUGGAAAUCAAAUGAUCGUUAUGUUUGAGUACAUGGCCAAGGGAAUAACAGGACUUCAAGGACCAUGUUACGGGGGAACUGGAUGUUUCCAUAGGCGAAAAAUCAUAUACGGUCUAUCACCGGACGACACAGAACAUAUUGACGCUGAACAAGAUGAAGGGUUGCUGAUAAAACGAUUUGGAAACUCAAAAGAGUUUGCUAGAGCAGCUACCAAUGCUUUGAAAGGAAAUUAUAUAGUAGCUUCUGAAAUAAGGCUUCAAACAUCUGUGGAGACUGCAUAUCAAGUUGCAAGCUGCAGUUACGAGAAAGACACUAGCUGGGGUACAAAGAUUGGGUGGACGUAUGGAUCAACAACAGAAGAUAUCAACACUGGAUUGAGUAUCCAUAAGAAAGGUUGGAGAUCUGCUCUAUGUGUGCCAGACCCACCAGCUUUUCUUGGAUGCGCACCUACUAACGGGCCUAGUUCUAUGAUUCAACAGAAAAGGUGGGCCACAGGCCUGCUAGAAGUCCUAUUGAGCAAAAACUGCCCCAUUUUCGUCUCUCUAUUCGGCAAACUUCAACUCAGACAGGGCUUGGCCUACCUUUGGAUUCUCCUUUGGGGAUUAUGCUCCAUUCCCGAGCUUUGCUAUUCUCUUGUGCUAGCCUAUUCUAUUAUCGCCAACUCUCAGUUAUAUCCUAAGACCCAAGAACCAGCAUUCAUCAUUCCAAUCGCGAUAUUUGGGUUGUACAAUCUAUAUACAAUAUUAGAGUACUUUGUCACUGGACAAUCAAUCAGAGCGUGGUGGAACAAUCAGAGAAUGAUAAGAAUAAUCUCAAUGGGCCCUUGGAUUCUGGGAGUAAUUGGUGUGGUACUAAAGCUUUUAGGAAUUUCGGAUACGGUGUUUGAAGUGACCAAAAAAGACCAAUCAACUUCAGGUGGUACUUCUACUACUGAUCAUAAUGAUGUUAACGCCAAUGUUGGCACAUUCACGUUCGACGAAUCACUGGUAUUUGUGCCAGUCACAGCCCUAUUAUUGGUCCAACUCAUAGCGUUGGCUAUGGCAUUUCUGAGGCUGCAACCGCCAGUUCGCAGUGGUGGUCCCGGCUCUGGGGUUUUGGAGGUCUUUUGCAGCUUGUGGUUGGUAUUGUGCUUGUGGACUAUUUUGAAAGGGUUGUUUGGGAAAGGGAAGUAUGGCAUUCCCUUCUCCACCAUUUUCAAGUCUAUCGCUUUGGCAUUGCUUUUUGUAGCCUUUUGUAAAAUAGGACAAAAAUAUUGAUUACCAGGUCAAUUCCCCCUCCUUCGUUAUAUGUAUUGUCUUUUCCUACGUUAUAUCUAUAAUUAUUCAUGGUUAAUUAUAUAUAA